Messenger RNA from Coccinella septempunctata (seven-spotted ladybird), 498 nucleotides. RefSeq lists its product as uncharacterized. Gene Ontology annotation, cellular component: nucleus. The record is from RefSeq and is a predicted model, not a curated record. The coding region runs from base 1 to 498 and encodes 165 amino acids. The transcript has 3 exons. NCBI's taxonomy places the organism in Eukaryota, Metazoa, Arthropoda, Insecta, Coleoptera, Coccinellidae.
AUGACGACUCCAUUACGCACAGGUAAAAUAAGCGAGCAGCAGAAAGCGGCUCUUAUCGAUUAUAUCACACAAAAUGAGCAACUAAAGAGUGGCAAAUUCACUCAAGAAUUCACGUAUAAAAAAGCUCAAAAUUGCUGGAAGGAACUGGCGAUAAUACUGAAUGCAAUUCCUGGUGGUGCUGAAAAAGAUUGGCACCAAUGGAGGAAGACAUGGCAUGAUUUGCGCACGAAAACAGAAUCGAAAAGUGCUGCUAUAAAGGCUCACAGAGAGGGCACAGGAGGCGGUGAAGCUUUCAAAGAAUGUCUCACUGCAACGGAGGAGAAAAUUGUGGAAUUGAUGUGCCCCACUUCCAUUGCGGGCCAUCAGGAUACGUUAGAGUCGGAGGUGGUAAAUAUUUUAGUCGACCCUGAUGUGCCCACAAUUUCACCUGGGGAUUGCGGCAUUAAUAGUGAAACAACUAUUAGUGUGGAGACGGAAGACAAUAGCAGUUUUGACUAA